Aspergillus sclerotioniger CBS 115572 is the source of this 917-nucleotide messenger RNA. RefSeq lists its product as uncharacterized. The coding region runs from base 233 to 694 and encodes 153 amino acids. The record is from RefSeq and is a predicted model, not a curated record. NCBI's taxonomy places the organism in Eukaryota, Fungi, Ascomycota, Eurotiomycetes, Eurotiales, Aspergillaceae. The transcript has 2 exons.
GUUGGCUCCAACCGAAGGAAAUCACAGACGAACAGACUAGGGAUUCCCGGAACAAUAGAGCAAUAUCUGUGUGGUGUGGAAACCGCACAGUCCAUCACCUCCUUUCUAUCUGUUUCCUGCCGCGACGGCGAAAGCCAGAAGACUUUUUGUUCGAUCGCAGCGUUCACAAUAGCACUGAUGCUGGUAUCAUUGCUCACUUCAAUGUCUCUGGUGCCAUAUUGGAAGAAUUAGUAUGACAUACGAUGACCGGAUCUCCAAAUAUAACGUACUUAAUCUACCAAGCGCUGGAUCUCCGUGUUUGCCUUGUCACACCAUGAAGUCAGAGCUUGCAAUUAUUUGGACGUACAUAAUCUUGUCAGGCUACUCGGUAGAUCAAGGUCUCAGAAAUAGCGCGGAGUUGGUCUUGGAUGCGGACAUGUUACGCAACAAGGCCUGGUUCGCAUGGAUGAGCCAUGGUCAUGCGCACUAUCAUUGCGAAGUCUCACAGAAUCCGGGCCUUCCUGUCGUACUCCGGCUUGGUAACUGUCCUUCAUGGCAUUGGAAAGUAUUCCUGAACCGUGCUCCGCACCAAAGACGAAAUUUUGUGAAACCAAACAGCUUGGUCCUCCACUUGAACCUUCAGGUUAAAAGUUGGUCUGUGGAUUCCCUAUUAUAUUUGGAAGGUGUUCCAGGAAAUCCGAGAUCAGCAAGGUGAUGUCCAUCGCGCAAGCAGAUCCUGACCCAGGUCAACCUUUUUGUUUCCCAAAGAGCUCAAGAUACUCUUGCAUAUUCAGCAUGGCCAUCUGCAACGAGAGGCUAAAACGCAAGGCAUUAAUGUGUUGCUGCUUGGCACAUUGCGUGUCGCUUUACACUUCCUAGCCUUGCUCCCAAAUCACUUUCACCUUCGUCCGAACAUCCUUUUGCUAGCAGUCGCUUGA